UCAUUCGAGUUAGAGAAGCGAUGGCGGAGGAUCACCGAACAAAGUUUUGCUGCUGUGAAGAUGUCACUGGAUAAACUCGCUAGGAAAGAGCACAUUUCGUGAAAACUUUUGAAAUGUUGGCGGUUGAUUUAUACGCGCGCAUGACCGGAAGCGCUUUCCGCCGUGCUCGAGCGACGUGUCCCUGGGGACGACAGACUUUUGGGAGCCGCUGCGCUGAUAUUUUGUGAACUUCGGAGAGACUGGAGUCGGACGAGCUAACGCGCUAGCACGGCUCUUUAGCCUGUACUAUUAAACUCAGACAAACUGGUUUUUUAUACCACAGAGAUACGUUAAUGAUUUAACUUUAAAGUUUCUUAAAUGUUAAAUGCUUAAGUAGUGAAAUAGUUGUUGGACGUUGAUUCGUUCGCAUGGGAUGAGCAGGUACUUUGCACCUGUUGCCCGGUGGGGUAACGUAACUAAACUUGUUUUUCUUUCGUAGCAUAGUUUCUUUCUUGAAACAAAAGAAAACUUAAACUUGUUUUUGAGCCUGAAUGUAGUUUACCAUCAGAAGUCAACGGGAAAAUUCGCAUGUUUAUAAAAUACUGCGGCUAAUGCUGAUGUCCCAGCUUCACAGACACUUCGCACUUCCAGAUUGGAUAAUUCAGCUGGUUUAACGUUACGUGGAAACAAGGGAAUGCGUCUCAUAAUUUCCCUUAAGCCGGAUUUAACAUGAGCCACUGCGUGAAUGAAGCGUUUUUUUGAUGUAAAGUGGAAUUUGUGAGGAACUCCGAUCAGAAACUUUUCGUUGUGUGCACAUCCGAGAGGAAUACAAGGACUGCCGGUGUUUUUACUCUGGUCAAGGCACCCUAUGGUGUGCCUGCAGGCACCGAGACAUGGAUGUUCCCCAGCCCGUUUUCCCAAACGGUGAGGGGCGACUGAGCCUCGAAGACCAUGUCUGGACCGAGUCCACUAACUCUGGAUCAUGGGCUCAUUCGGCUCCCGUGUGUUCCCGCUCGCUUUGGACCGCCGUGUUUGACUAUGAGGCCAGCGGGGAGGACGAGCUCAGCCUUCGGCGAGGAGAUGUGGUGGAGGUCCUGUCUAAGGAUGCCACCAUCUCGGGAGACGAAGGGUGGUGGACUGGAAAAAUUAACCAUCGCGUGGGCAUCUUCCCAUGUGAUUAUGUUACUUACCAACCAGCCAUUUACAGGCUUCCUGCGGGUGGCGCGGUAGGGGCUCAAGAGACUGACCCGUUGACCCCGGUUCAGAUACCUUUUUCUGAACUCAUUAUAGAAGAAAUAAUAGGCGUUGGAGGCUUUGGCAAAGUUUACAGGGGGACUUGGAAUAGCCAGGAGGUUGCAGUGAAGGCAGCUCGACAGGACCCCGAUGAAGACAUUAAAGCUACUGCAGACAGUGUUAAGCAAGAAGCCAAACUUUUCUCCAUGUUGCAACAUCUUAAUAUCAUGAAACUGGAAGGGGUGUGUUUGGAGGAGCCGAACCUGUGCUUGGUUAUGGAAUACGCCCGAGGAGGGACUCUGAACCGAGCCUUGACCGGCAGAAAGAUCCCUCCUCACAUCCUUGUGAACUGGGCCGUUCAGAUCGCCCGAGGAAUGCACUAUCUGCACGAGGAGGCUGUAGUUCCCAUAAUUCAUCGCGAUCUGAAGUCCAGCAACAUUUUAUUACUUGAAAAAAUCGAAAAUGAUGACAUCUGUCGGAAGACCCUGAAGAUAACUGACUUCGGCCUGGCUCGGGAGUGGCACAAAACAACCAAGAUGAGUGCAGCUGGCACUUAUUCCUGGAUGGCUCCUGAGGUCAUUAAAUCCUCCCUGUUUUCCAAAGGCAGUGAUGUCUGGAGUUAUGGUGUCCUGCUUUGGGAAUUAUUGACUGGAGAGGUUCCUUACCGUGGCAUCGAUGGUCUGGCUGUUGCUUAUGGUGUGGCUGUCAACAAAUUAACCCUUCCCAUUCCAUCUACCUGUCCCGAACCUUUUGCCAAGCUCAUGGAGGAUUGCUGGGAGCAGGACCCCCAUAUCCGUCCAUCUUUUUCUGCCAUCUUGGAGCAGCUGACUGCCAUAGAGGAAGCUGUGAUGGCCACCAUGCCACAGGACUCUUUCCACUCGAUGCAGGAGGACUGGAGAGUGGAGAUUCAGGAGAUGUUUGAUGAGCUACGCACGAAGGAAAAUGAGCUCCGUUCCCGUGAGGAAGAGCUAACGCGAGCCGCCCUCCAGCAGAAGUCUCACGAGGAGCUCCUGAAGAGAAGGGAACAGCAGCUGGCCGAGCGAGAAAUCAACGUGCUUGAGCGAGAACUCAACAUCCUCAUUCUCCAGCUCAACAAAGAUAAGCCCAAUGUCAAGAAACGGAAGGGCAAGUUUAAGCGCAGUCGUCUCAAACUCAAAGACGGCAACCGCAUCAGCUUACCUUCAGAUUUUCAGCAUAAGAUUACAGUUCAGGCCUCUCCCACUAUGGAUAAGAGGAGAAGCCUCAACAGCACUAACUCAAGUCCCCCUAGCAGCCCUACGUUGAUACCCCGCCUCCGAGCCAUCCAAUUGAGCCACCCAGGUGACACUGGCCGAAGGGACAGUAUGUUUGUGUAUCACCAGGAUGUGGAUAUCACAAGCGAGUGUAAACCUCCUAGCGGGUUUAGGAAGAAAGUGACCCUGGAUGAGAGCAACAGAACAUGGGGCCGGAGCACCAAUUACAAACCUGAGGAGUUUGAGGAUGUUAAAAAAGGAAUUAAGAAGAAAGGCCGCACAUGGGGUCCAAGCUCUGUACAGACAAAAGAAAGGGGAAACGGUGCUGAAAGAGUUCGACCUCUCUCUGACGGAAGCAGUCCGUGGUCUACUAGUCUCAUGAAGAGCCAGAAAUCUGUUCCAUUGGCCGCCUUAUUUGCUGAGCAGGCAAACAGUAAAGAUGAAGUGUGUUCUGCCGAUGGAUCUGACAACAAACCAAAGCAAUUCAAGUUCCCCAACCAGGUGUAUAUUGAUCUACCUCUGUGGAAAGAUGAGCAGGGGGACAGCCAGGGACCAGGUGGUGGAGGUGAAGGUGAGAGUCAGGAAGACCCAACAACAUCUACUAGUUCAACCAGCACUACACCACAGCACACCCCCACCAACAGCCUAAAGCGCGCUGCCACACGCCGGCGCACAGACUCUGUUCUCUAUGGCUGUGCCUCCAUCCUGGCAUCUGUUGCCUUUGGCUUUGACCUACGGGAGGUCUGUAAGGCCGCUGCCAACGAGGAACAAGAACCACGUGAGGAGAAGAAAAAACGGGAAGGACUUUUUCAGCGUGCUACUCGCUUCCGACGUAGCACCAGUCCCCCUGGUGGUCGCUCACGGAAGGACGAGGUUGCAGCUGGGCCUGUGAACCUGCUCGCCAUGUCAUCGAUUUCUGAGUGCAACUCCACCAAGUGCCUCCUGCAGUCAGAUUUCGUGGGGACUGGAUGCAGCCCCUUAAAAGAGUCUCCGCUCAGCAGUUUGCAUACAAAUGCGAAUACCAGCACUAGUUUGGCAGUGGCGACCCCUGCGAAAAGUGACGCCCUUCCUUCAACAGAUCAUUCUUCCGGAUCCAACUCUCGUCUUAGGAGAAAGAAGUCUAGCCCUGCGGUGUGUCAAACCAUUAAUGGCAACGGUACCUCCCAAACCAGCCCAGCUGAUUCAUCCGCCAUCACUUCCUCAAGAAAGAAGCCUGACAGAGAACCUGUUCAGGAGAAGCAAACCUCCAGCGAAUCAUUUUCCAGACCCCGACCCCUUUCCUUAAGAAGCAAGUCUCAUUCCUGGGGUCUGCUCAAGAGUCGCAACAAGAGCUAUUCUCUGGGGCACUGCUCUGGGGGCAAGAGUGCCCAAACCUUGGAUGUUGUUUUCCCCUCAGACGUCAAAACGGGGUUCUCUUUGCUGGAUGUUGACACAGAGGGUCAGAAACGAGACUGCACAGUUCCUCUCUGUCGAAUCCAGAGCACUCCAGGAAGGCUUUCUGUCUUUGAGCUGGAGAAAGAGUUUUUAUCUUAAAAUAAGCUGCCUUCUGAACAAACCUUAACUUGUUUUUCCCUUUUUAAAGACAUCAUGGCCGUUGAUCUAUAUUUGAGCCAUUGCUGCUGGAGUUCAUCUGUGGUACUUUUAUUUAUAUUCUGUUUACUUUGAUAUGUAAUUUAAGAUAAAGUGACAUAUAUGAAGUAAAUGAUCAACAUUCCACUGGAUUUACAGUUGAAGUGCUGGUUUGUAGUUUUUACACGAGGACAUUUUACACUAAACAACAUCUCUUCUGUUAGAAACGACUGAAACUGGGCCCACAGUGUUUAUACUGUAUAAAUAAAAAUAACAGAUGUUGGAGUGAUGAACAGUUAGUUAUUUGGUAAAGUGUUGCACUAUAGCAAAUGCAACAGACCAAACUAACAAAUCCAUUCCUGAAAGAGGCAGUCAUCAGCUUUGCAAUAAUGUUUUAUGUUUGUUUGAUUGAUGAAGUCUUUGCAAACCCACUUCACAAGACAUCCUCUAGGAUGAAACGCAUGCUUUAAUUUAGAUCUGGUGUUCUGUGGUAUUUAACUUUUAUGCCUUUUAAUUCCCAUCGGUUUAAUGUAAGUAUGCCUGCCACAAAUUUACAUGCCUGUAAAAUCGGUAGGUUGGAUAACUCAUGACAUGAGUCUAGUAUUCCUGAGACACCAUCUCUGAAGUUCUACUGCCAAAAAAAUGAGUAUGCACUGCACUACUGAUGCUGUCUAUCAAUAUUGAAAUCAUUCUAGUCUUUAAAAGUACAUUUGACUUUGUGUCAUACAGCAUUCCACUAUAAAUACACUAACAGUUUAAUUUAAGCACCAGAACCUUCCUUAAGUCUUACCACUAAAGUAGCUUUUGGUUUCUGAGUUUACACCGAAAUGGGUUAGGAAAACAUUACAAUAGUAUGUUUAUCAACAUAAAUGAUUCAAUUGUGUCAAGUGAUCAUUUGUUUAAUUGUUGCAUGAAAUAUACUUUAACAUGUACUGUAUCUUAUAACCUAAUCUCAAAGGUAUUCAUACGUAUUUUUAAAGAUGGCUUAUUCUAAUUAAUUUGUUCGUUGUGAAACGUACGAGUACUUGAAAAGAGCAAUACUGAAGCUCCACCCCUUCACUGAUGCGACAGCAAAUCGUACUAAAACUUACAAAGGAGGUCUUACAAAUUUGCCACUGCACAAAAUAUUUACUUUUUUCUGUGAGAUUGUGUUGUAUCUUAAAACUGCUACCGUAACAGACAAAUUCUCUUUUAGUUGUAAUCUUUAUAUUUUAACUGUAUUCUCAACCAUUACCCUUUGCGGUAGACUGAAUAAUUCUCUUGUUGGUUGUCUAUUACGGAACGGAGAAGUAAAAUAUCCUCCUGAAGGAUGAAUUCGAUUUUGUAGAACAUAUGGAGACUGUGAUCUAAAACAUGCUUAGUUAUUUUGGAGUUGGGGAUGACAUGGAUGAGUAUUUUAACUCUAUUUGUUGAAUAGAUGUGAGAUGAUUUCCCACACGCAGUAUUGAAAAGCUUUUUCUAAGUAUAAUAGGCACUAGAAUUGUGUGAUUCUGAGUAAAAGUGCUUUUUGUUCAGAAAAUGUCACAAUGGUUUUUACACUGACCACCAGCCUCAGCAUUCGUUUAAAAACCCUUUGUGUGGCAAUGUUUUAAAUGAAGAGCGAAAUGUCAUGCGAGGCACUGGAUUUUUUAUUAUUUUGAAUUAUGUAUUGAUCUGUGUUGUUCAUUAUAUGUAUGCUGUUGUUAAUAUCUUAAGAUAUUGUAAAACACAGGACUGGACUAGUUUAGGUGUACAACUGCACAUAGGAGUCAAAUGAACAAUGGACUCGAGACAUUGUGGUGCCUCUUUUUUAUGUCUUGCAAUGAUUUUUACUUUUAAGAUGGAAUAAUACAAUGCCUGUUUUGUAAAUAUCUUGUGUUGUUGUUUAAGCACAAUCAUUCCUACUCUUAUGGGAGUAUUGCAGCAAUCCAACAUUUUAAUGCUCAUUUCAACAGAUUUUCAAAGGCAUAAAUGUCUUCAGUGUGGACAUUUUUGAGUUGAAGUUGCCCACCAUCUUGGGAACAUCUUAGCUUCCCCAAUGUUAAAUCCACAUAAAAUGUUACAUGUUACACAUGCAUUGCAGAUAGUUUUGUUUAGUAUCUGUGCGCUGAGCUUUGUUUUAAUCCAGUGUUUACCCAUGUGACCAAUUUAAUGUUAAGCUGUGUUGAGGUGGGCUGAUGAAGGUUCACCAAACUGGUUAUUUGCUCCAGGAGGGCUCAAAGAGAAAAGGGCUGAGCCCACAAUCGUCUCAUUUCUAUCAAAUUCUACUAUUUUACUGUACACAAGUGACCAAUAAAUCCUUUAUACAACA
Molecule: messenger RNA, 6303 nt
Organism: Triplophysa dalaica
Lineage: Eukaryota; Metazoa; Chordata; Actinopteri; Cypriniformes; Nemacheilidae
Gene: map3k21
Product: mitogen-activated protein kinase kinase kinase 21
Exons: 11
Coding region: 873-3977 (1034 amino acids)
Biological process (GO): protein phosphorylation
Molecular function (GO): ATP binding; JUN kinase kinase kinase activity; protein binding
Source: RefSeq, a predicted model, not a curated record